AUGGCCUGGAGAUCUACAGGAAGGACAAAUGAAGAGCUGGUGAACAAUUUGAAAAAACAUAACGUUAUAUCCUCUGAUCGUGUCCACAGCGUCAUGAUGGCUGUGGAUCGUGGCUUCUUCAUAAAAUAUAAUCCCUAUGAAGAUCGUCCACAGUCCAUUGGUUAUAGCGCAACAAUUAGUGCGCCACACAUGCAUGCCUACACACUAAAUGUCCUGGAGCCCAAAUUACAACCGGGAGCCCGAGCAUUGGAUGUAGGCUCGGGAAGUGGGAUUCUGACCGCUUGUUUUGCUUUAAUGGUUGGUACGAAUGGUCUGGCGGUAGGAAUAGAGCAUGUGGAAGAGCUGACGAAGCUCUCCACUGUCAAUGUACAAUCUUGGUUGGACUCUAGACCUAUGUAUAACGGUUCUGAAGUGGAUCUCAGGGUGGGUGAACAGGUCAAACUCGUCACCGGUGAUGGUCGUCAAGGUUAUCCUCCCGAUGCACCGUAUGACGCCAUACAUGUCGGUGCUGCUGCCCCCUCUAUACCGCAACCUUUAGUGGAUCAGCUAAAACCGGGCGGACGUCUAGUGUGUCCGGUGGGUCCUCCAGGCGGCAAUCAAGUCCUCUAUCAAGUGGACAAGGAUCGCACUGGACGCCACACCACGGUCACCGAACUGAUGAGCGUCAUCUACGUGCCCCUCACCGAUCUUCAUCUCCAGACUAAGAUCCCAGAAAUCGAGAAGAUUUAUGAAUUGUACUUCCCCUUCCACUUCUCCCUCAUGGACCUCAUACUUGCAAGGUUUAAACUGCGGAUGACGGUGCUACAACAGGUUUUGGCCUUAUGGCUUGAGAGCGCAAUUUUAAGUUUCGUUCUGCUCCAUCCUUCCCUGCCGUUACGCUCUUAA
Molecule: messenger RNA, 885 nt
Organism: Echinococcus granulosus
Lineage: Eukaryota; Metazoa; Platyhelminthes; Cestoda; Cyclophyllidea; Taeniidae
Product: Protein-L-isoaspartate(D-aspartate) O-methyltransferase
Exons: 7
Coding region: 1-885 (294 amino acids)
Biological process (GO): protein modification process
Cellular component (GO): cytoplasm
Molecular function (GO): protein-L-isoaspartate (D-aspartate) O-methyltransferase activity
Source: RefSeq, a predicted model, not a curated record